AGAUCGUUUUCACAGAACGUUCGAAUACCGUUCUAUACGCGUGGGCGCCAUGUUGGAUGAUAACCUGGAUGAAUGGAACAUGUAUUAAACAUGGCAGCACAACUAAACUUACCGGCCACGAGUACAGGAGUGCUAUUUUCUUCUUAUUGCCACUCAUUAAGUGGUCAUGCCAAGGUCAGGUAUGAGGAGAAGGUCUCUGCCAUUGGGUUUGACCCGUACAGUUUGCACAAAUCGGCGUUUGAUAGCGAUUUAGCUCUAGUGCCGUCGGUGGAGUACCCGGACAUAGUGAAUUAUCUUGUCCUGACAACCUCUUGGGCCACUAACAACCAAAUGAAGGCGUACAAGUCUAUGGAGGCGUACAACUUCUUUGUGUCGGGCUGGGUGGACACCCUGCAGAUGAAAACAGUCAGCCCUGACAAGGUCCUUGUAGCAGCGCGGGUGAAGCAUUCACAAAGAAACACGGCAACACCAUUGAAACCGUGGUUUCUCGCAGAAGAAAAUGGAAACAUUCUCCUCGCGCACUGUGAUUGCAUGGCGGGUGUGAGUGAAGCCUGCUCGCAUAUCGGUGCAAUACUUUUUGCCGCGGAAGUUGGGGCAAGGCUAAGGAAUUCAACAUCCUGUACCGACGUCGAGUCUUAUUGGUCAGCGCCAACAUAUGUCCGAAACAUACCAUAUCUGCCUGCAUCCGGGAUGGACUUUCAGUCGGCAAAGAAAAAACACGCUUUGUUGAUGGAAAACAACGUAACCCCAUCGGCCACACGCACAGUGCCAGAGGGUAACACGGAAGCUGGUACAAGCUGUGAUGAACAGAAGGCAUUUUUCCAGAAGCUUUCCGAAUCAGGUUGUCGUCCAGGCAUCCUUUCCCUUGUCGCUCCCUUCAAUGAAAAGUAUAUUCCAAAGGACAUUGCACUUCCUAAACCAAUCCCUGAACAUUAUAACCCAAGAUAUGCUGAACUAAGUUUUGAUGAGCUAUUAGAGAAGUGUUCCGAAGUAAAUGAAAAUCUCUCUCUGACACCAGGCCAAAUCCACGCAAUUGAAGAGAGCACACGAGACCAGGCGAAAUCAAAUGUCUGGUACAGACAAAGAGCUGGUCGCAUUACAGCGUCCAAUCUAAAGGCUGCUUGCCACAGUAACCCAGAUAAGCCAUCUAAAUCUGUGGUUAUGGGUGUAUGUUAUCCGCAGACACAACGUUUUGUCAGCCCGUUUACAAAUUGGGGGCAGUUGCAUGAAAGUACAGCACUGAAAGUAUAUGAAGAGAGAAUGAUUGACAACCAUGAAGGUUUCCAAACUUACGAAAGUGGCCUACAUAUCAACAAUGACUGGCCUUAUCUAGGAGCAACACCUGAUGGUUUGGUUGAAUGUAAGUGUUGUGGGAAAGGGGUAUGUGAAAUGAAGUGUCCAUUUACUGCCAAAGAUCUCUUGCCAACUGAUUUAGCAAAUACCAGAAACUUCUGCUUGAAGAAAACCAAUGACAUAGUUCACCUUGACCGCUCACAUGCUUACUACUACCAAGUACAGGCACAGAUGUUCAUAUGUGAUGUAGAGUAUUGUGAUUUUGUGGCAUGGACAAAGAAGGGGGUGUUCAUUGAAAGAAUCCUACCAAAUGCAGAGUUUUGGGAUAGUGCAACGUUGAAAUCUAAGGAGUUCUUUGACAAGGCAAUCCUCCCUGAAAUUGUUGGCAAGUGGUUCUCCAAAACCGAAUCAUCAGGAUGAAAAAGAAACAUUAAAUGUUCAUAAUGUUCACCAAG
Molecule: messenger RNA, 1748 nt
Organism: Branchiostoma floridae (Florida lancelet)
Lineage: Eukaryota; Metazoa; Chordata; Leptocardii; Amphioxiformes; Branchiostomatidae
Exons: 2
Coding region: 73-1713 (546 amino acids)
Source: RefSeq, a predicted model, not a curated record